Messenger RNA from Cryptotermes secundus, 1932 nucleotides. RefSeq names its product bifunctional peptidase and (3S)-lysyl hydroxylase JMJD7. The record is from RefSeq and is a predicted model, not a curated record. Lineage: Eukaryota; Metazoa; Arthropoda; Insecta; Blattodea; Kalotermitidae. Bases 385 to 1779 code for a protein of 464 amino acids. Gene Ontology annotation, molecular function: 2-oxoglutarate-dependent dioxygenase activity. The transcript has 7 exons.
UGGUAUAUGAAUCAAAACGUGUAAGGUAGUGAGUGAGAUGAGAUGAUGUUACGGCAUGAUCGCUACGAUAGAAGUUUUCUGGAAUAUGAUGCCGCGUAAACUGGUACAGUUUUGAACUUAUGACAGGAGCCAGAAUCUCUGUACCAGAGAGUUUAUUCAACACACAGGAUUUAUGUUCUAUGAACUGGCCACUGGAAGUAUGAUUUGCCAUCAGAGAUGUUUUGGACGAAGGAUAUGUCUAAUGGGAACACUGAAUGGCCUAGAAAUCAGUCACAAAUGUCAAUUAUUAAUAAUGCAACUUUAAAAACAAAAUGCCUGUUGUGGAUGAGAAGUAACAAAACUUUCAUCUGAAAAACUUACUUGGCAUGCCAUUUCUAUAUCAGAAUGUCAGUAUUAGAACAGAGUAUUUUGAAGUCAUUCACACUUUUAUCAACAGAUGCCAAAGAACUGUACUUAAGGUCAGCUGUCCCAGUUUUGGAUAGUCCUGUAUCACCAUUGGAAUUUUACCGAGAUUGGGUUGCCACUAACCUACCUGUCCUCAUUAAAGGUGCUGUGAAUGAUUGGCCAGCAGUUGGGAAAUGGAAUGUGCAGUUCUUGAGGAAUUACCUGGGUGAGAAACUAGUAAUGGUUGCUGUAACACCAAAUGGCUAUGCUGAUGCUAUCACCAAAGGCAAUAUGGAACAGUUGUCAGAAUAUUUUGUGACUCCAGAAGAGAGGGUUAUGCCUAUGUCAGAGUUUCUGAAUGCUCUUGAAAAUAGGGAUCAAUAUCCUGGGGUGUUUUAUAUCCAGCGUCAGAAUUCAAACCUGACAGAAGAUUUCCCAGAAUUGGUUCCAGAUGUGGGAAGAGAUGUUCCAUGGGCCACAGAGGCUUUUGGUCAUGAACCUGAAGCUGCUAAUAUAUGGAUUGGUGAUAAACGUGCCAUCACAUCAAUGCAUAAGGAUCCAUUUGAAAACAUUUACUGUGUCAUCUCUGGCUACAAGGACUUCAUUCUUCAUCCUCCAACUGAUCGACCAUGGAUUCCUUAUAAAAAGUGUCCUCUUGCAAGCUAUAAGGAGAUAUCCCCAGGCAUAUUUGAUGUAGUACCUUGUGGUGCUGUCCAUUGUAAAACUAGUAAUGAUUUGAAAGGUGUGAAUCAGAAGCAGACUUAUUCUGAUGACUGUGUGAACAACACUGCAACAGCUAAGGAUAUGAAGACUUUAUGUAAUGACUCUGAUGAAGUAACAUGUGGUAUAGCAGCUGAGGAGUUAAACUUGUUAAACAAGAAUAGUGAUAUAGAAUGUCAUGAUGGUAGUUUCAGUGAUGGCUUUAUAAAUUUUCUUAGCAGAUUGAAAGUAGAUGAUAAUGUGAAAGUUCAGACUAAGGGUCUAUAUGAAAUGUAUGUUAAUGAGCACAAAGUUGAAACUAGGAAUCAUGGAGGCCCAUGUCAUAUGUGCCAUAAACAUGUUCACAAACGUGCAUCAACUUUGUCUUAUAUUGACCAUGAUGAUGAUAAAUCUCAGGGUAUAUCAAAAACGUCAUCAGACAUUUCAGAUGCAAACACUGUCCCAUGGAUCUGUAUUGAUCCCUUAUCACCUGACUAUGCCUCAUACCCAUUAUAUAGAAAUGCAACCCCUAUCAAAGUUAGAGUUGAAGCAGGAGAUGCACUAUACUUACCAUCUCUGUGGUUUCAUCAUGUUCAGCAAUCACAUGCUUGUAUUGCAGUAAAUUACUGGUAUGACAUGCAGUAUGAUCUGAAAUAUGCUUAUUUUCAGUUUCUGGAAUCACUUGUUGUGAAAUGAUGGUUGUGUUUGUUGUGAUCAAUUUUAAAGUUAAUUUACUAGCUUUUUAGUGCCCUAAAAGACAUUGUUUUCCACUUCAUUUAAUAUUCACAGUUGACUGUAUAUGUGAAACCAAGGUGUUCAGAUAAUGUGCCUUGCAAAUAAAAUUGGAGA